AAUCUUAGAAAAUAAAUGUACAAGUUCAUUACACAAAUCCCAGUUAAUUCUAUAGACAAGAAGAGUCUAAUAAUCUGGAGGACACCAAAGAGAAAAUAAAAGUCAAUCUAACAAUCUGUAUCAUACCAAAGAGAAAAUAAAGGUUAUCCAGAACUUAAUGUUUCAGUUACUUCUGGAAUAGUCAAGUAAUUUUGUAAAGAAAUUUGAAACGUCAUCAUAUGAGGAUAAUUGAUUCCAGGUAGAAAGUACACGAUCUGAUGAAAGCAAGACUUAAGAAAUUUUGAACUCGUGAUUCUGAAAGUAUACGUCAACAUUCUGCACUGAUAACAUUGUGCAUAACAUUUCCCCCAAAGAACACAACAUGAUAUUUGCAGGAUUGCUGACUCUUCUUUUUGUAUGGGGAAGAAUGCAUAUUUCUUCCUCCACUACAUAUGAAGCUGAUAAUCACUUCCUGUACAAAAGUCAUCACUGGACAAAUACACAUAUUGAAAAUUUACAUCGGGAGAAACGCAGCUCUAUAUGGAAUGAAUUUUAUGUUCCAGAAGAAGUUACAGGGAGAGCCGUUUAUGUUGGCCAAGUUACCUUAAUAAAUAGUACAGUUGAGUCAAACAGAAACAAUGAUGACCUUAAAUUUAUUCUAUCUGGGGAAGGAGCUGGGACUAUGUUUACUAUUGAACCAAGCACAGGGAAACUUCAUGCAAUAAAAAAGCUUGACCGAGAGGAAAAAUCCUUGUAUAUCUUAAAAGCUCAAGUUGUGAAUAAAUAUACUCAUCAGGUUGUAGAACCAGAAUACAACUUAAUAGUUAAAGUUCAGGAUGUGAAUGAUAAUGAACCACAGUUUCUCAAUGGGCCAUAUACUGCAGCAGUACCCGAAAUGGCACCUAUAGAUACAUUUGUCACACAAGUAACAGCCACAGAUGCAGAUGAUGCAAGCCAUGGAAACAGUGCAAAGUUGGUUUACAGUAUUAUACAAGGACAGCCUUAUUUCUCUGUAGAACCUACUACUGGGACAAUUAGGACUGCAUCUGCUCACAUGGACAGAGAAUCCCAGGAACAGUUCUUUGUGAUCAUUCAGGCAAAAGAUAUGGUUGGACAGAUGAGAAGCCUGUCCGGGACAACAACUGUAACCAUUACUCUCUCUGAUGUCAAUGACAAUAAACCAAAGUUUCAUCAAAAGCUAUACCACUUCACAGUCUCAGAAGCAGCGAGUCCUGGAAGUACAAUCGGAAAGCUCAAGGCUGAUGACAUGGAUAUAGGAAAAAAUGCAGAAAUGGACUAUAUCAUUGUAAAUGAAGGAGACUCGGGUGCCUUUGACAUAAUUACUGACUCAAAUAACAAAGAAGGGAAUUUAAUUUUAAAAAAGCCUGUGGAUUAUGAAAGAAAAAGAUGGUAUGGCAUUAAAGUAAAGGCAGUCAACAUACAUGUUGAUCCACAAUUUUCAAGUUAUGGACCUUUUGAAGACUUAACAAAUGUGAAGAUUAGUGUUGAAGAUGAAGAUGAACCACCUAUUUUCAGUCCUGUUGAGUAUAAGUUCAUGGUCCUUGAAAAUGCCCACCCCGGUGCAUCUGUAGGAACUGUUACUGCUAAAGACCAAGACAGUCUGAACAGGCCCAUUAGGUAUGCAUUUGACCAACAUAGUAAUAAGAAGAAAAUAUUCAUGAUUGAUGCUUUGAGUGGAUUGAUCACUUUGGCAAAACCUCUUGACCGAGAAACAGCAGCAUGGCACAACUUAACUGUCUCUGCAUCAGAACAAACAUAUCCAGUCUUGUAUGCCAAAGCAUCAGUCUUCGUUGAAGUGGGGGAUGUUAAUGACCAUGCUCCGGAAUUUCCAGUGCAUUAUGUGACCUAUGUGUGUGAACAGUCUGAAUCAGGGCAGCUAUUACAAACAAUCAGUGCUGUUGACAAGGAUACACCAGAAGACGGGCAUCAUUUUCAUUUUUCAUUGGACCCACACUCUACAAGCAACGCAUAUUUUACUCUCAGUGAUAAUCAAGAUAACACAGCUGGAAUUCUAACAAGAAGCCAUAAUUUCAGUCUACAAGAACAGGCUGUUUUUUAUUUGCCUAUUGUGAUUAAGGACAGUGGACUUCCAGCCCUAAGCAGCAGCAGCACAGUCACAAUCAGAGUUUGUGACUGUGGUUCAUCAGGGACACCUGAGUCAUGCUCUGUGGAAACCCUUGCCCUACCAUUUGGUCUCAGUACAGGAGCCUUCAUUUCUAUUAUGGCUUGUGGUCUCAUAAUAUUAGAAUUUAUUGUGGUCAUCCUGGCUAUAAGAAGACACAAGGCAGCGCCUCUAUUCUUUAUAAAAGGGGAAGACAUCAAAGAAAACAUUGUGAAAUAUGAUGAUGAAGGUGGUGGUGAAGAGGACACAGAGGCAUUUGAUAUAAAUGCACUGAGUAACCAGCCAGUCAUGCGUAAAGAUAAAACAAGAAGGAAACGGAACCAAGAGAUUCAGAGCUUGUGCCGGCUUUCAUUAGGAAUUGGCCCAGAGGAUCCUAUUUUUAGGGAAUUUAUUCUUGAAAAACUCUUUGAAGCUGAUAAUGAUCCCUGUUCUCCACCCUUCAACACCCUCAUGACAUAUGCAUUUGAAGGCUGCGGAUCAGUCACAGGUUCACUGAGUUCUUUGGGGUCAUUUAGCACAGAUUCUGAUCAGAAUUAUGAUUACCUGUCUGAACUGGGGCCACAGUUUAAGAAACUGGCAGAUCUCUGUGGACACUGUGAGCAUGACAAAGAAAAUGUAGCAUCAUGAAACAAAACAUUGCAGCUGUACUCAGGAUAUUUAUCAGAACUGUUGCAAAUAUUAUGCUUGAUUAUGUCAACUAUAUAAAGUUUAACAAGUAAUAGUACAAUCCUUUUAGUUUUCAGAUUUGCAGCCCACAUUAAAAAAUAUGUAUGUAACUGUUGAUAUAUUGCAAAAGCAAACAUGAAAAAGGUGUCCACAUGUUUUUUUUUUUUUUUUGGUUUGGGAUUAAAGGUAUGCUGGGGGAGGCUGAGGGAAUCAAAGUAAAACUCUUUUUUGGCGGGGAAGCAAGCCCCCAAGCACCAACAGGAACCACCGCUGAUUAAAUAUGCCAACUCCAGGAUAGCACUAUAGUGGGUAAAUGGCAAAUACCCCAUCCCAACCAUACCCCAGUUCCAAACAUACUUAAUAAACUGGCAUGUACAAUCAACUGAUUUCCAACCAAACAUACUGUAAUAUUUCCUCGGUUAACGAAAAAUAUUGGCAGCCUCUUGGCAGUACCAACUCUAUUCAGAGGGUAUGGAAAAGGUACUUCUAAAAUUUUCUGUACAUCGCUGUUUUUGAAAGAAAGUUCACAAUUCACAUAAGAAAAAAUUGAAAUCAUUAGCACAUAAGGACCAGGCAACCCUCUUCUCUUUGUCUAUUUCCAUUUAUGAUACAUAGGCUGCAUUUUCUUGUUAAACAAUAACAUACUCCUUUUUUACAUCAUAAGAAACCUGUUUCAUGUUUACCCUAUGAGCUCUUAAACUGCUCAAAAAUUUUGAUUCCUUGACCUGUUUUAGAAACUGUCCAGUGCCCACAGUACUUUUUUUUUUUAAGUUGGUUUCUGGCUGUAUGCCCAAGUUGAUCUCCCUUUAAGCCUAUUUCUACUUAUAAAUUGAAUGACAUGCUAUUAAAAUAUUCUGACUAGGCUGAUUUUAUUACACGAGUACUGUUACUGAUAGAAGGGAAUUCACACAAAAUUCUUUAGUCAUGGAAAGCAUUCUCAAAAAACAGACGUAUUAUAUCAAGUUAAAGUGAUUAUAUUUAGUUGCUGAGUAGUGGUCUGACUUACAUAUGGUGAACAUUAUACCUGGUACAAUCUUACUUAAUCACUAUCAAGGGUUGGAGGAUGACAUAAUGGUUAAGGUGUUUACCUUAAAAACACAAGGUGCAGGGUUUCAUUCUCACACGGGGUAACUGGCUAGACUUCAAAGGGCAGUUAGCCUAGUACUGAUCUAUGAAGCAUUUUUAUCACAUUUCACCAUCCUUUCAUUUAUGUUAAAAUAUUAAAGUAAUCCUAUUUCUCUUCAUAAGUCUCCCUAAAUCCUGUACUGCAAACUACGUGUUGAUUUUCUCUAUUAUCCUUUUUCAUCUUUUUUGAUGUAUUUUUGUGUUUUGUUUUUUUUUACCAGUGAUAUUAACCCAGUAUAUAUAUUUCUUUUGGUUCCUUUCAUAUGCUCCCACUUUUAGAAAGUGAAAUGAAGUAUGCCUUCUACAAAUUCAUCAUUACAGUUACCACUAUAACUCAUGACAGAGUAAAGACAGUAGUAAGUCCAACACACAGUGUUCACAGUUCUGGGGUAAACCUCAAUAGGUCCCAAAGGUUGUAAUCCCCACUUUCCUUAAAGUUCAUUCAGAUGCUUGCAUUGUCUGAAUGGACCCAUGUGUUUUCAAAAUGUCACCGGGAAUCCCUAAUUCCCUUUGUGAACAUGGACCAGAAAUACCAGAAAUACCCAUGGAAAAGUUGCCUUCUAUCAGUUUCUGGUCAUCCACAAUCAACUUUUUAUUGUUCAGAUAGAUAGAUAUACACUGGGUCCACUUCUGAGUCUCGAAAUACUGAAAUAUCGAAUUUCAGUAUCUCGAGACCAGACUAGCAAAUGUGCAGUUGUUCGAAACUGCAUAUUGUUGAAUGUUACAUUGCUGAAUCUGCUGUUGGCGUGGCACAGUUUAUUGUUCAGUGUUUGCUUUCACUUUAAGGUUUAUUGGUGUCUGGGUAGUAAAGAUAGUGGCUGAUGUCUGGUGAUGUUUGGAGAUUCAGGUAGGUUUGUAGUUUGUAAGCGUUUUGGUUAGAUAUGUGAUUUGCUUUUGUUUUUUGGAGAGUUUUAGGAGUAGGUGAAGUUAGAGAGGUAAGACAGUGUGUGUGUGU
Molecule: messenger RNA, 4868 nt
Organism: Protopterus annectens (West African lungfish)
Lineage: Eukaryota; Metazoa; Chordata; Ceratodontiformes; Protopteridae
Product: cadherin-7-like
Exons: 12
Coding region: 362-2749 (795 amino acids)
Biological process (GO): multicellular organism development; cell-cell junction assembly; cell morphogenesis
Cellular component (GO): catenin complex; plasma membrane; adherens junction
Molecular function (GO): cadherin binding; calcium ion binding
Source: RefSeq, a predicted model, not a curated record